Sinocyclocheilus grahami is the source of this 919-nucleotide messenger RNA. Its product is annotated as integumentary mucin C.1. The record is from RefSeq and is a predicted model, not a curated record. Bases 125 to 601 code for a protein of 158 amino acids. Lineage: Eukaryota; Metazoa; Chordata; Actinopteri; Cypriniformes; Cyprinidae. The transcript has 2 exons.
AUGAACCUUAUAUAAGAGCGGAGGAAGAACACGGCCACAUUGUGCGUAUCUGUUGGCUUGGUCGCAGUUUGAAGCAAAUCUCAUUCUCUGUGGUAUCUUUUCUGAUUACAGUUUUCUCUCCAUCAUGAAGUGGAUGAUCAUAAGAUUCUGCAUGUUGGCUCUGCUGGUCUCCCAGGCUCAGACUAAAGGGACAACUGACUUGGCAACAACUGAUGAUGCUUCAGUUACAAGAACAAAUCCAACAACCGUAAAGACUUCAACUAAAACUACAGCUCAACCCACUGUUCCAGCAAUUGGUACUACUUCACCCAUAAUAACGAGCAUAAAUACUUCAGAUACAACUCAAGCCCCUGUGACAACUCAAUCAGAUCAGCCAACCACAACGGCUCCAUCUUCAAAGCCCACCAUGAUUCAAACAACUGAAUUUCCAAGCAACAUGACUGAUAUGACCACGAUGACAAAUUCCUCAACGCCAGUGAAUGCCACCAUGACAACAGUAGGACAGACCUCAAUUUGGACGACUACGUCAUCCAGCGACUCACUGACAGUUACCAUCAUCAGCUAUACUCUAUCCGUCCUGCUGUACAUGAUGUUGAAUUGAGCAUUAUUUGAUUCAGCACCCUGGAUUAAAGCUAAGCUUGUUUUGGAAAGUACUGUAGUACAGUAUAAUAGAAUAUAAGUAAUAUAUAAAGGUAAAGUAUAGACUAUAUGUAUAUACUUUAUAUAUAAAUUGUUAAUGAGUAUAUAAAUUACUAUUACAUUUACAGUAGCAUAAGCCAAAACUGAACAACAGAUUAUAGUUUUAUUGACUGAAUGUUUGUUAUGGUUGCACAAACCUGCUUGAUGCAUCACAAAUGAGGACUGCCUAAAAAAGCACCUAAGAUUUCAAAUGAAAAAUGUAUAGUUUAAAAUAAUGUCU